UUCUGAUUCUCCUAGAUAUUGAUCAGCGAUGUCGACUGGUCGGCCCUCUGGUCAAAGGUCACACUCUGCUGUGCGAAGACAAGUAGCUAUCAAGUCUACUCUUCCUCAAGCCCUGUUUCCACCUGACCCUGACGCCGAAUUUCAACCUUGUGCCGCGACUGCCUCGUUUUUUCUCUACGCACAGCGGAACAUUGUCCUAUGUCUACAUCACGACACAUUGGCAAUAGAGCGACGAUUUGACAAACAUCAAGAAGACGUCCUAUGGAUCUGUGCAGACACGGUCAGCGAAAGAGGUGCGGGACGUUUGGCUGUUAGUUACGACACAGGGCAUACCGCGAUCGUCUGGGAUAUCUCGACAGGAGAUGAAAUCGCUCGCUUCGCAGCAUAUGAACACAUCAGAGUGGCCGCGUGGAUGAAGGAUGGAAAUAUUGCUUUCGGAAACGCCCAAGGCAACGUAAUCCUGUUUGAGCCUUCUACGUCUGAGCAUAUCUCAGCUCGUACUAUUUACGACCCGAUAACAGCAAUAGCUCCAGCAGCUGAUUCGCGUACCUUUGCAAUUGGUUUCCUUAAUGGCUCAAUUCUAGUCGCAACUUUACAACCGCUGUUUACAAUUGUGCAUAGCCUGACGACAUCGAAAGCUCCUUCUCGGAUCGCAGGACUCUCCUGGCACGGUUCUUCUUCCCGUCAAAAGUCUGAUAUGCUCGCUACACAAACCGCAGAUGGCGACCUCAGAGUCUGGAGUAUACCUAAACUAGCUGCCCCUGGAGAAACACCUAACAUUAUCCGAAUUCUGAGCCGGUUAGAGGGCAGGAGUGUUGGACCUUGCUGGUUUACUUGGUCAAAGAACGGCCGCAUUAUUCAGCACGCGGAUGGGGAGACGCGUUCCUGGGACGUUCGUACUAAGAACGUGAGCUUCCAGCCUGUGCCAACUGUUGAUGGCAUCGCCGGUAUUGCAUGUUAUGGUCCAUCCUCGACACUGUUCACACUAGGACCAAAUCAUACUGUCCAACAAUACGACGUCAAUCCGAGCGAUUUACCUAUACAAGUCGCUAGUAUUCAGCACGCUCCCGGCCCACUACCUCCGUCUCCACCCAAUUCUAUCGAAGAGCAGAAAAAGGAAGAGACAGGCAGAAAACAAGCCGCCGCGAGAGCGAUCUCAUUGCCCUUCGCCCAUCUGGACGCAGACACAAGUGAAGGCGAGCUUGGCACCAUGUCUCCACUCGAGAAGAUUGCAAAAGAGAUGGAUUUGCUGGAAGAAGAAAAGCAGGAUCGCCUUGGUGCCCUCAGUCCGACGUCAAGCAGGACUUCUUCAGUGAGCUCUAAGUCAUCCGGUGGAGGCCGUAGGAUACCAUCAUAUCGUUAUGACAAAGCACCGUCAUCGCGAGCUUCUGAAGUCUCCUACAACGAGGGCACCGAAUUUUCGUUUGGCUUGCCUUCGGCUCGGCCCCGUGAGAGCGUCUCUGUUCGCUCGGCCUCAUCAUUGCGUACCUCAGGUCUACGAAAAGAGAUCCUGAGAAGUCCGGACGAAGCCCAGCAGAUAUCUCAGAUGGACCUUUUCUCUCACACACGAGCAAGACUUCGGAAUGUGCCAUUCAGAACGCCUCAUUAUGGUCAUGUUGCUCGUACGUCAGACAUACUACGACGAGAGAUGCUGAGUGUAGUGUUUGGCUGGAAUGAUGACAUCGAGUCACUGGUACGCGACGAAUUCAUGAGACAAAAGCCAGGCUCAGCUAGUAGCGUACUUCUCUCAAAAUGGCUUGGUGAAUUUGGCGCAGACACGAUGGCCGCCAUGGUCGGUUCUGAGAACAUGACUUCAUCUGACUGGAUGCUUCUCGCUCUAAGCUCCAUGGGGCCGUCAUCUGGUAAGCAGGUUGGUCAGGCGUUCGUACAGCGACUUCUGGAAAAGGGUGACGUACACCCCGCUGUCGCGGUCCUCCUUGGCUUCGGUGAACACGACGAUGCUAUUGAGGUUUAUGUGUCGCGUGGCUACCAUAUGGAAGCAGUUCUUCUGACCUGUCUUACCAUGCCCUCGGAUUGGAAAAGACAGUCUUACCUUGUCCGCAAGUGGGGUGAGGUAUCUAUUAUGCAAGGUCAACCAGAACUCGCUGUAAGAUGCUUUUCGUGCACCAGCAUUGAGACCUCAGACUCUUGGUCGUCUCCCCGAGCGCAAGACGCAGUUUUCUCUAGCCAGAGAGACCAAGGCAUUAGCCCUUCUCCACUGAGCCCUCCGCUUUCGCCUCCUUUUGCUGUUGGCCCGAACCGGAACAAUAUCAGGAACGGGUCACUGAAGCUGAUCACCACAUUUGGUGAUAAGGGAGCUCCGCUUGUCCUGCCGUCGGCGGACCAAAGGACGCCUAUGACAGGUAUGCUUGGUGUUGGAGUGACACCAAUAGCCGAAUCUGCAAUCUCGCCGGGUGGCGCAGCACCCUGGCUGCGCUCUGGGAGCAGAUUCGAAAGGGAUCCAUCAUCCGCGAGGACUGCAACUCCUGGCGGAUAUGCAAGACGUCAGUUGACUUCUAGAAGCGGGACGUCACGCACAAGAGAUGUGUCUCAAACUCCUUUGACGGCUCGCAGAGAGCUUUCAGGCCCAGCGCACAUCGCAGAAAGCUUGGGAAGCACACGGUCUGGUCAUAGUCGCAAUUCUUCGUCCAUCAGCUCGACUGGUAUAGUUCAAAGUUCUGAGCAGCAACUACGACAAUCCUCGAGAGCAGAUCGUCUGCCAUCACCAAGCAACGAUGUCUUCGCGCGCUUGAAGAACGAGACACGGAUACGAAACGGCUCACGGGAAAGAGCCAACAGCGAUUUACAGGUGCAGGUUUUUGACACAAUUUACCUGGCUCCACUGGCGUCUCAAAACACAGUGGCUCCAAUUGUACAACUGGAUGCAUUCACUGCUUCUCGACAGAACCAGGAUGAUGAAGGUGUGAUUGGUAUGCCUGAUUAUCGUGGAAGACCGGCCAAGCGAUACAUCAAUCCUCCCAGAAGAUCCCCGUCAUCACCAGUUCCAAUGUCUCCCGACGAGGUCAUGGCCAGCAGAGCGAUGGCUGCAGCCGCGACUAUUGAUGAGUCUUAUUAUAGACAGCCAGAAUCGCAGGCCAAGACUUCCAAUGCUGGUCGUGCCUCAAGGACAGACAACCGAGGACUGAGCAGACAAAGAGACCACAGCCAAGCGAACCACCGAGCGGUUGUCAGUGGCCGUGACACAAGUGAGUCUCGUACACCACAGAGUAUGUUUGCUAGUUCGUCUUCAGUUCCUGCGCAUGCUCCAAACGACUCCGACUUCGCGAGGAGCGAGUUUCGACAGCAGUUACAUGUCAAUAGGAGCAGAGCAGCUUCUAUCAAAGAUGACCUGCCAAGCCGAAAACAGACUAACGAAAUCUCCACUCUUCCUCGAAAUAGCCUCGAGGAAGACAGCUCCGCUUCUGAGAAUCCGGACGAAGGCGUUGUGCGACGCAGGGACCUUCAGAGUUUGACCAAGAAGCAACUGGCUGCCAGGGAGCUCGAGGACAGGCGCGCGUCCUUGGCGAGACGGCCGUCUGCACCGGCGAUACCAUUGCCAAGUGACGUCAAAACACCUCCGAAGAGGCCGUUCAUGGCUCCUAGACAUCAUACUGAGCUUGGAGAUACUCCCAGCUCGUUCAUGCCUCCGUAUUCUGGUGGUCAGGUCACACGUAGCCAUACGGCUGAUCCAGAAUCCCAAAGUCGUUUUCCGCCUGCGAAAAACACUGGUGCAUCCAAUCCAACAGCAUCGAUCGGAUUACCAGCCACUCCCAGGGCCAUGAGACAUCCAAGAUACAUGUCUGUCGACCCCAAAGAACGCGAAAAAUUGCCUGCUGUUCCUCAGGUGCCCCAGACGCCUCCUCAGCUUUCGUCUAUCACCUUCCAACAAGCUUCGCCUUCUCCGAGGUCUACAGAUAACGACCAGAUCGCACCUCUUUUGCCCUCAACUGUGUUCGGGCAGUUGGCACCUCAGUCUCCACCAAGAUCUUCCUCGGCACCGCCAGAGAUGGGCCUAGAUGGCACGCCUUGGCAUUACAACACAGUACUACCGCACUCAUCCAGACGUGGUUCCAUAACUAAGGGGAGUCAUGCUCGUAAAGUUACACCUACAGAGAACAACUUCCAGCUCCAGCAAGGCCCUUCAUCAAAUAGACCUAGUAUUGACCAGACUUUGCAUGACGCUCAGAUUGUCAUUGUGGAAGACUCUGAGUUGAUGUUGCCAGAACUCCAGCACCUUGCAGGCCCUCCACCUCCACCUCCAGCCCCGCUGAUGACAAGUACCCGGGGUAGUGGUCUUGGUGUUAUCAACAUAGCCAUUGGCGAAGAGGAGCCCAUGAUUAUUGAUGUUUUACCGACCAUUGACAGAGCCGGUGCACUGACAGCUCCUCCACUAAACAACUCUGCGCAAGGUCAACUGCAAGUCAACGCUCAACGACGUGGUCGAGGAAGUAUCAGCGAGGGUUUCAAUUCGCGCUUGCGAAGUGUGACCGAGCGUAUGCGUAACAACAGCAAAUCGCGAACCAAAUCACCGCCAAUCGACUCCUACGCGACAUCGCCUUACGAAACGGUGCUCCCAAGUAUGUUUUCCAGAUAUCAAACACAUACCGACAACAAUCCGGCUCGUACGAAGUCGCCAUACGAUACUUCUUCAGUCGCACCUAGUGCGGCAGCUUCUGAAGCCUCGCUCUCAUUGCAAAACACAAUGCCUCCGCCACCACCGCCUCCUCCGACAGCUCCUGAUGUGUCUGAGGAGCAGAAAGACAUAACGGACAGAUCUAGCCAGGGCUAUCCUCACCCUCGUGAAGUCAAAGCAAAUAUCUCGGCUGAGACACUCCUCUCAUCAGGAGUUUACGAGCCCAGCAACAUGUUUUAGCCAUACUUUGCUAAUCUUCUUUUCUUUCAUCUUCUUGGGACUAAUUCUGCCUAUUCGUCUAUCGUUUCGCAUAUACCACUGCGCAUAUGUUUCCCUCGCAUUUCCUACAUAUGUCAUAUACUCGUACGACUUAGUGUCCGCUGGAUGGAAGCAUUUCGGUGUUUGGGAAGGGAAAGAAAAGAAAGACGUACAAAUUGUAUUCAUCUCUAUCCAGCCUAGAAUGUAUAUCAAGGAAUCAAUCACGAUAGGAAACUGAUGAAAACGUUAUACAAGUGCAAAUAUUGACUUCGUUCUAGGUAGAUAGUCGCAGCUUUCAAUGAGAGUCACCGAUGUUCAAGGCAGGGUCGC
Aureobasidium subglaciale EXF-2481 is the source of this 5221-nucleotide messenger RNA. RefSeq lists its product as uncharacterized. Gene Ontology annotation, biological process: positive regulation of transcription by RNA polymerase II. The record is from RefSeq and is a predicted model, not a curated record. Gene Ontology annotation, molecular function: transcription factor binding. NCBI's taxonomy places the organism in Eukaryota, Fungi, Ascomycota, Dothideomycetes, Dothideales, Saccotheciaceae. Bases 29 to 4873 code for a protein of 1614 amino acids. Gene Ontology annotation, cellular component: nucleus. The transcript has 5 exons.